Messenger RNA from Arachis stenosperma, 924 nucleotides. RefSeq names its product zinc finger protein ZAT3-like. The coding region runs from base 1 to 924 and encodes 307 amino acids. NCBI's taxonomy places the organism in Eukaryota, Viridiplantae, Streptophyta, Magnoliopsida, Fabales, Fabaceae. The record is from RefSeq and is a predicted model, not a curated record. The transcript has a single exon.
AUGAACGACAUUAACAACUACUCCUCCUUCGCAGCCGAUUCAGGUUCUCUGGACUCAAAUCAUUCAUGCUUGAUGGUUGCGGUUGGAAGUGUCGGUGUUGAGUUUGCACCUUCGUCGUCUUCUUCAUCAUCAUCAUCUCUUACUCGGUGCCGUAAACCUAGAAAGAAGAGCGCUAAACUGAUAAGCAUAAUGGAAGAAGAAGGAGUGAAAAGUAACAAGAAGCGAGACUCGGAGGAGGCGCCGAAGAUCACGCGUCCAUGCACUCAGUGCGGCAAGAAAUUCUGGUCAUGGAAGGCUCUCUAUGGCCACAUGCGGUGCCACCCUGAGCGGCCGUGGCGAGGCAUAAAUCCUCCUCGGAACCUCAUCCCACAACCACUAGUACAAGAAGACACGAGCGGCGACACCCUGGAGGAUCACGAGGUUGCCACGUGUCUCCUGCUGCUAGCGAACAGUGGGAGGGAGACGGUUAAAAAUGAUGAGGCUAAUGAAGUGAAGAUAGUGGAAUGUGGAGAUUCUUAUCAUUACAAAGAAUUUGAGUGCUCCAGUUGCAAGAGAGUGUUUGGAUCUCAUCAAGCACUGGGAGGGCACAGAGCAAGUCACAAGAACGUCAAGGGCUGCUUUGCCAUUACUCGGACCACCACCGAGGAUCAUCUACUAAACAUUAACCUCCUCGCGCAUGCUGACCACGGCGACGGCGAUGGCAUCGCCAGCCACCAGUGUAGCAUAUGCCUCAGGGUGUUCCCCAGUGGCCAGGCUCUUGGUGGACACAAGAGGUGUCAUUGGGAGAAAGCUGAGAUUGAUGAGACUGAUGGGUCAACGUCAACACUACUCCCUGUUGACCUCAAUUUGCCUGCUCCUAUUGAUCAACACUACUACCAUUGCUCUUCUUCAACACUCACUCUGGAUUUGAGGUUGGGUCUUUAA